AGGAGGAGGAGGAGAAGAAGGCGGAGAGGAAGAGACGCCCCCUCUGCCCGAAAUCCUUCCAGGCCCUGACCUCAGGAGCCAGGGCACUGACAGGACAGGAGAGCCAAGUUUCUCCACUUGGGCUGCCCGAAGAGGCCGCGACCCUGGAGGGCCCUGAGCCCACCGCACCAGGGGCCCCAGCAGCACCCCGGGGGCCUAAAGCGACAGUCUCAAGGGCCAUCGCAAGGUUUCCAGUUGCCUAGACAACAGGCCCGGGGUCAGAACAACAACCCUUCCAGCCACCUGCCUCAACUGCUGCCCCAGGCACCAGUCCCAGUCCCUGCGCGCCAGCCAGCCCAGGUGACAUGCCGGUCCCCAGGCCCCGGCCCUGGCGGGGGAGCACGCUGAAGCGCACGGCCGUGCUCCUGGCCCUCGCGGCCUAUGGAGCCCAGAAAGUCUACCCCUUGGUGCGCCAGUGCCUGGCCCCGGCCAGGGGUUCUCAGGCGCCCGCCAAGGAGUCCACGCAGGAGGCCUCCGGGGCCAAGGCCGGCAUGAACCGGGUAUUCCUGCAGCGGCUUCUGUGGCUCCUGCGGCUGCUGUUCCCCCGGGUCCUGUGCCGGGAGACGGGGCUGCUGGCCCUGCACUCGGCCGCCCUGGUGAGCCGCACCUUCCUGUCGGUGUAUGUGGCCCGCCUGGACGGAAGGCUGGCCCGCUGCAUCGUGCGCAAGGACCCGCGGGCCUUUGGCUGGCAGCUGCUACAAUGGCUCCUCAUCGCCCUCCCUGCUACCUUUGUCAACAGUGCCAUCCGCUACCUGGAGGGCCAGUUGGCCCUGUCGUUCCGCAGCCGUCUGGUGGCCCAUGCCUACCGCCUCUACUUCUCCCAGCAGACCUACUACCGGGUCAGCAACAUGGACGGGCGGCUUCGCAACCCUGACCAGUCUCUGACAGAGGACGUGGUGGCCUUUGCGGCCUCUGUGGCCCACCUCUACUCCAACCUGACCAAGCCACUCCUGGACGUGGCCGUGACUUCCUACACCCUGCUUCAGGUGGCCCGCUCCUGUGGGGCCGGCACAGCCUGGCCCUCAGCCAUCGCUGGCCUCGUGGUGUUCCUCACGGCCAACGUGCUGCGGGCCUUCUCACCCAAGUUUGGGGAGCUGGUGGCAGAGGAGGCGCGGCGGAAGGGGGAGCUGCGCUACAUGCACUCGCGUGUGGUGGCCAACUCGGAGGAGAUCGCCUUCUAUGGGGGCCACGAGGUGGAGCUGGCGCUGCUACAGCACUCCUACCAGGACCUGGCCUCGCAGAUCAACCUCAUCCUUCUGGAACGCCUGUGGUAUGUCAUGCUGGAGCAGUUCCUCAUGAAGUAUGUGUGGAGCGCCUCAGGCCUGCUCAUGGUGGCUGUCCCCAUCAUCACCGCCACUGGUUACUCAGAGUCAGCUGCAGAGGCCGUGAAGAAGGCAGCCUUGGAAAAGAAGGAGGAGGAGCUGGUGAGUGAGCGCACAGAAGCCUUCACUAUUGCCCGCAACCUCCUGACAGCGGCUGCAGAUGCCAUUGAGCGGAUCAUGUCGUCGUACAAGGAGGUGACGGAGCUUGCUGGCUACACAGCCCAGGUGCACGAGAUGUUCCAGGUGUUUGAAGAUGUUCAGCGCUGUCACUUCAAGAGGCCCAAGGAGCUGGAGGACGCUCAGGCGGGGUCUGGGACCAUAGGCCGAUCUGGUGUCCGCGUGGAGGGCCCCCUGAAGAUCCGAGGCCAGGUGGUGGAUGUGGAGCAGGGGAUC
Molecule: messenger RNA, 1754 nt
Organism: Chlorocebus sabaeus (green monkey)
Lineage: Eukaryota; Metazoa; Chordata; Mammalia; Primates; Cercopithecidae
Source: RefSeq, a predicted model, not a curated record